GAGAAAGAUACAGACAUGGCAGAAGAAGCACCAGCCCCGGCCAAAGCCCCCAAGAAGAAGGCAGCUCCCCGGGCAAAGAAUGACGGGCCCUCCCUCCCGAAGCUCAUCCUCGACGCCGUGACAGAAUCCAAGGACCGUAAAGGCACCUCGCUUCCAGCUAUCAAGAAGACGUUGGCCACCAAAGGCAUCGACCUGGAGAAGUCCAACAAACGCAUCAACACCGCGGUGAAGAAGCUGGUGACCGACGGAAAGCUGGUCCAGAAUAAAGGGAUUGGGGCUUCGGGAUCCUUCAAGCUCCCCAAGGCUGCGCCUAAAGCUGCCAAAUCAGGCAAGAAAGCUCCCGUUAAGGUGAAGAAACCCGCUGCUAAGUCCCCGCAGAAGAAAACCGCCGCAAAGAAGACCGCAGUGAAGAAGACUACAGCCAAGAAAACCGCCGCUAAGAAACCAGCAGCCAAGAAACCAGCGGCCAAGAAGUCUCCUGUGAAGAAAGCUGCCAAGAAGCCAGCAGUGAAAUCUACUCCCAAGAAGGCUGCCCCUAAAAAGGUCGCAAAGAAGAAGACCCCUGUGAAGAAAGCUCCGGCAAAGAAAGCUGCAGCGAAGAAGUCCAAGAAGUAAAGUGGCUCUUUAACCUGCACUCAGUGCACCAAAAGGCUCUUUUAAGAGCCACCACACAUUCACAAGAGAGCUGUUUUCCUACAACAUUAUAUGUUUCCAUUGUUUAUUUUUCUAUUUAUUCAACCAAAA
Messenger RNA from Perca fluviatilis (European perch), 744 nucleotides. RefSeq names its product histone H1-like. The transcript has a single exon. Gene Ontology annotation, biological process: nucleosome assembly. The record is from RefSeq and is a predicted model, not a curated record. NCBI's taxonomy places the organism in Eukaryota, Metazoa, Chordata, Actinopteri, Perciformes, Percidae. Gene Ontology annotation, molecular function: DNA binding; structural constituent of chromatin. Gene Ontology annotation, cellular component: nucleosome. The coding region runs from base 16 to 615 and encodes 199 amino acids.